Mus musculus (house mouse) is the source of this 9324-nucleotide messenger RNA. RefSeq names its product signal sequence receptor, alpha (gene Ssr1). Bases 126 to 986 code for a protein of 286 amino acids. The record is from RefSeq and is marked validated. Gene Ontology annotation, cellular component: endoplasmic reticulum; endoplasmic reticulum membrane. Lineage: Eukaryota; Metazoa; Chordata; Mammalia; Rodentia; Muridae. The transcript has 8 exons.
GACGGAUGGCGCGCGUGCGUGCGUGCCCCGCCCCUCCACCGCGGCCCGGAUGAAGAGUAACGCCAUUACCGCCAGAGCCUCCGAGAGCCCUAGCGGACCCGCACCGGACGCUGACCGGCCGUACCAUGAGACUCCUCCCCCGCCUGCUGCUGCUGUUCCUGCUGGCCUUUCCCGCCGCCGUGCUGCUCCGAGGCGGCCCCGGAGGGUCAUUAGCUUUGGCUCAAGAUCCUACAGAAGAUGAAGAAAUAGUGGAAGAUUCAAUAAUUGAAGAUGAAGAUGAUGAAGCUGAAGUAGAAGAAGAUGAACCCACAGAUUUGGCAGAAGAUAAAGAAGAGGAGGAUGUAUCCAGUGAACCAGAAGCUUCACCCAGUGCAGACACAACUAUUCUGUUUGUAAAAGGAGAAGAUUUUCCGGCAAACAACAUCGUGAAGUUCCUGGUUGGCUUUACAAACAAGGGGACAGAAGAUUUUAUUGUUGAAUCGCUAGAUGCCUCGUUCCGUUAUCCUCAGGACUACCAGUUUUACAUCCAGAAUUUCACAGCUCUUCCUCUAAACACUGUAGUGCCACCCCAGCGGCAGGCAACUUUUGAGUAUUCCUUCAUCCCUGCAGAGCCGAUGGGAGGACGACCCUUUGGUCUGGUUAUCAAUCUGAACUACAAAGAUUUGAACGGCAAUGUAUUCCAGGAUGCUGUCUUCAAUCAGACGGUCACAGUUAUUGAAAGAGAGGACGGGUUAGAUGGAGAAACAAUUUUUAUGUAUAUGUUCCUUGCUGGUCUUGGGCUUCUGGUUGUUGUUGGCCUUCAUCAGCUCCUGGAAUCUAGAAAGCGCAAGAGACCCAUACAGAAAGUAGAAAUGGGUACCUCAAGUCAGAAUGAUGUUGACAUGAGCUGGAUUCCUCAGGAGACUUUGAAUCAGAUCAAUAAAGCUUCUCCCAGAAGGCAGCCCCGGAAGCGGGCGCAGAAGCGAUCGGUGGGAUCUGAUGAGUAAAUGUUGUGUGUGCCGCAGUGCAGCCUGUGCUUGCCCUGCCCUCGUGUUCUCGGCCUCCUGGGAAUGAGUGCAGAGAGGCCACGCCACCAUAGACGCCAACUGCUGCUUAUGUGUGGACUGAGCAGUCGGAGUCUGUGGCCAUACGAUUGCUGAAAAUGCACUGCAUUGCUUUUCUAAAGUAACAAAUUUGGGGUUUUUUUUUUUUUUUUUUUUUUAAAAAACCAUUAAACUGUGUGGGUGUGGAUGUCUGUGAGCAGUUGUCUUACCAGAAUCAAUGUUAAACUACCUGAAACACACCUUUAGCAUACUCAGCAAAACGCUCUCGCCACUUCCCUUAUGCUAGUUUCCUGUUUUGACCCCAAGUUCAAUUAAUAUUUUUUUCCCAGUGUGGUUUUAGGUGAAUUGUUUUGAGGGAAUAAUUUGUUUAUUUCUUGGAAUCGAUCAAAUCCAAACUGAGGGCACAAGCCGGCCUUCUGCUUGCUGUCUGUCCCAGCUUGUAUCUAACUGCACAGCAGGGGUGGCUGCUGUGAGCAUCAGAGGCAUGCUGGGUAGUUUCUGCUGUCUGCUGUGUGCACCCUUCAGGAACUUAACAAUGGAGUCAAGGAAUUUUGGAAUCACUAGCAACAAAAUAGUGAAGCCUGACAAUUCUACUGACACUAGUAUAUAAAUCUUAAUUCUAUGCCUGUUUUUGUUUGGUUUUUAACAAAGAAUUGUCUGUCUGUGCAGACUGGACUGUUGGGUUGUCCAUUGUCCACGUGGCCUGGGAGCCUCGGGGUGGCCUGGAGCCUCUGGGGUGGCCUCUUUGCUUUGCUUGUUUGUUGUUGGCUUUAAACAGACAUUUGUUCUUAGUAGAUAGAAUUUUAAGAAAAAAAUUGUCACGGUCUAUAAUCCAAGGGAUCACAUUUUAGGAGCAGGAAUACAUUUUAAUUAACCCUGAUCUCCAGAGAUCUUAAUUGGAAAGCUUUAAAGCGGCUACAAGGUUUAUCCUUUGACCCCAUCUCUGGGGAGUUUUGAAUGCUGACCUACUUUUUUGCCUUUAUUAAUAUGAAAAAUUCCCAAACUUCAAGCACUUAAGAUUUCAAGACCAAAAUUAAGUUGGGUUUGAUAAGUUGACUUGAGUCAUCCCUGCCUGACCUAGCGACUUCACUUGGCAUUGUUGUCACACUUACAAGAAGUUACAGUAAUGUUGAAUGGGACUUGUAAGAGGCUUCCUUCCCUCUGUCUUUGAAGCCAUAUUCUGCCUGCGUGUAUUAUAAGGAAGUGGUAAUUUCAGUAGCUUUUCUAUUCCUGACCUUUUUCAUUCUUGUUUUCUUGUGGUCCAAUCCCUUCCACACACAGCUAAAGGAAAGCUACAAAAUAAAACACACACAGAAACAAACUUAUAAGCUGUUUAACGUGUAAGCCAAAGCCAAUAAUGAUUGAAGGUUUUCUGUGUCUUCUGUAAUUGUUAAUCACUUUGCAAAAGGGGGUGAAAUGUCAAAUUGCCUGUAUUUGCAUUUCUGGACUGUAAACUUUGUAUGUAAUAUAAUGUGUGUGGUUUUUAAUUGAGCUGUAUAAUCUGUUUAUUUUGAGGCCUACAGAACUGUAUGGUUUUUUUACUUAAUGUAAUAUAGGGGACCCUUCUCAUUCUCAAAAAAACAUUUUCCAAAACCUCUGAAUAUCUAAAUUUGGUAAGCUACUGUAACAUACUACAGUAAGGUAUAAGUAAUUAAAACCUUUAAAUGGCCCAUAGUGUUUAACUAAAAACCUGAUAAAACAUGGGGAGGUGGAGGGACUACUACACUUAAAAGCUGCCACGUCGUCAUCCCUGAGUAACUGCCUUAUAGUCCAGCUCUGUGUGUCUGAGGUCCGAAUUAGAGCCUUGGGAGUGUAGGAUGUAUUACUUCUUAGUGUAGACUGGGAACAGUUGACAACUUGAGUCUUCAGGUGCCAGGCGUCUACUAUAGCAUCAGUAAGUAUUUAGCAGAAACUAACUCCAUAAUGAAUGGAAUUCAAUUCCACACAUGGUUUGUUCAAGCACACUUAAUAAGUAGUCUACUUUUAAAUGUCUUUUUUUAAAAAUGUAAAUACUUGGAUGAAGCUUUUCUUUGUUUCAAUAUAGUCAUUUACAUCAUGAACAUUGUUUUCAGAAUUUAUCUUUUGAACAAGUUGGCUUUAGAAUCUGUCAAGUGAAUGUAAGGAUCACGAGUAUCAAACUCUGUCACUGGACAUUGAGAAGAGUGGACUAAAGCGCGGACCCGCUAGCUCAGGUUGUAUGGCUUCAUCAUUUGGAUCAUGUGCUGUGUGUAGUAAGGGAGCUGUCCGCCAAAGCUUGGCCUGAGAGGUUUGGAAAGGAGAAGUGAGUGAGGCUCAGUAUAAAAGGCUACGGGGGAAGAAUCAGGUAGAAAUGAGACGUAGCAGUGACGUCAGAAAGUGGAACUUGGUAGGCAUCAGCCUGGCAUCAUCAUUAGAGCAGUGAGCACUAGAACACUGAGAGUGGAGGUGGAGGUGUGGUUACGCCCUUCCUGCAGUGUGCAGAGGCCUUCCUGCUCUUGAUAGAAAGGACGGUGAGCUUGAGGGUGCAUUUGACCCACGACUUUUGUUUGUGUUUAUUUGGGGUCUUACAACCUUGAAUUCCUUCAGUAUGGUGUGAAAUCAUUACAGUUUAACUCAGAACAGUGUAUAUGCCCUCAUCAAGACUGUGAUAGACUAGAUCCUUGAUUUUUCUUUGAGCUCCAAAAUUGUUAGCUUAAAUGAAGUAGAGUUAAAUUAGGUAGAGUUGAGGUACUUUACUUCCGUGGUGUUGGGUAGCAUCGGCAGCCAUGUAACGAGUCCGUGAACUUGGCCUGUGUUUCCUAAGUAAAUCCUUACUCGGUUCAGAGAGGAGCAGCUGGUUCUCAUUUCUUGUUAGCGGUGUGCUUGUAUGCUUGUGAUGGAUGAUAGAUGCGAGGUUUCGCCUCUGCAAAGUACUUGCUAGGGUGCACAGGACUCAGCAGUUGCAGGUAGCUGAGCAAUAGUUGGUUCAGGGCAUUAAUUGUAUUGAUGUCUGCUUGGUUCUGUCCCUUUUUCCUUUACACAAAACUAGACUGAUUCUCUCUGAAGUGCUGGGAGUCUUUCUGGAUUUUAGAAUUGGGUGGGAACACACACACUGAGGCUGGGGACCCUGCAGUCAGUCGCCGUUGUAAGAAAGUGGGAAGGGAAGCUGGUUUGUUAAACGUGAGUCCUGAGCUGUGUUCUGCGGUGUCCUCCUAUUUAUGACUCCUUACAACAGCUCCCUGGGGCAGGCGCGUUGUCCUCUGUACAUGGAAAAGAGCCACUGAAUUGAAGUGACUUGGAGCCUAACUGUUAAAUGUGGCUUCAGAAGUGGCUUUUAAACAAACAAACAAACAAACAAACAAAAAACCUUAGUGUGUUUUCCUUUCACGCAUACAUCAUUUCAGAAAUUUUACAAAACCAAGCAUUUAGGCAGCUUACAAAUCUUUAUUUUCUAGAAUCCAGCAGCUAUAAAGUAGAGAUGGUAUUGGUAUUGAAUAUACAGAUGUGCUUGUACCAUGCACACAUUGAACACGCUUACCACCUAGCUCAUGGGCACUGUGGGAAAUGCAUUGUGCAUCUCUGUACUUAGCUCUGUGUGUGUGUGUGUGUGUAUGUGUAGAAUUACUUGAAUAGGAGAUUUAAUUUUUAUUCGUUAACCACAACACCCCAUUAAAUCUUCAUUAAAUAAUAUAUGUUAUAUGUCUCCCUAUUAAAACAGCCAUGUUCUUUACAAACAUGUGGCAGUGUGUGGUGGUUCAUGCCUGUAAUCCCAGCCCUGGGAAGGUUGAGGUAGAGGGAACACGGAGACAGAUGCCUGGCAACAUCAUAAGUUCCCGUUUCAAAAACAGAAACCAGUAUGUUUGGAUUGUUUGAUUGGAUUUUGUGUUUAAGCUGAAAUACCCAUAUUCAUGUUAGAGAUGGAGUGUAUUAUACAGGCAGGUUGGGGUUGGUUCAGGUCUGGGGUUACAAGACUUCUGAUUUAGUUUCUAUUCAGUUUGGGUUUUCUUUAGGCACAGUAAGACAUCACAAAGAAACUCCAGUGCAUCUGGAAAGCCCAGAGGAUAGCUCUCUGGUGUUGAAGGCACAGGUAAUUCGUGCCUGUGUUUUCCCCUAGAUGGACUUCUGUAGGUGGUCGUGACAGUUUGUCCUCCCAUUAGCAUAUCUCCCUCUGCCCCAUUGUGAGCCCUGAGUCUUGUGUACGGUCUUGUCACACUUAGGUUGAAACCUGUUCCUACCUAAAGAAGCAACAGGGCAAGGUGAGUCUUAGUUUGAGGUCAGCCUGCUCUACUUGGUGUGUUCUAGACCAGCCAGAACUACAUAGUGAGACCCUGGAAUAUAGUGAGUUCAAGACAAGAACUUGGGAGGGGGGCAGAAGGCUGGAGAGAUGGCUCAGUGGUUAAGAGCACUGACUGCUCUUCCAAAGGUCCUGAGUUUAAUUGCCAGCAACCACAUGGUGGCUCACAACUGUCUAUAAAAGAAUCUGAUGCCCUCUUCUGGUGUAUCUGAAGACAGCUACAAUGUACUCAUAUAAAUAAAUAAAUCCUUAAAAGAUAACAACUAAGCAUGACAAAAUAAAAUAUAAUAAAAAAGACAAGGACUGGGAGCGUAGUAGCUCGGUUGACAAUGUCCUUGCAAGCAUGAGGAUUUGGGGCUGGUCUCCAGAACCCAUGUGCAAAUGCCAGGUGUACCAUGUUCUGGGGAAGUAGAGGGGCCAGGAGCCUCCCUGGACUUGUUGGCCAGCCCUGCCUCAAAGGUGGCAGUCACCCAAGGUUGUCCUCUGGCUUUCACAUACCCUCAUUAGAAAAUGCAGGCUCGUUUUCACUUGUCAUUUUUUGCCAGGGGACUGGCAUGGUUCAUAAAUACUUAGGUGGGGCUGGAAAGAGGGCUCAGAGAGCGUUUAGUGCUCUUGAAGAGGACCCGAGUCAGUUCCUAACACCCAUAUUGGGUGGUUCAGAACAGCACUUCAUAUAUAUAUGGUUGAAAUAAUUCCUUGUAAGAUGAAUAAAAAUUCCUAGUAUUGAACUCAUUAGCCAUGAAGCUGAAUGAAAAGCUGUUGAGGUGUGAUCUGUCCCCGUGGAAACUAGAAGGCACCUAGGUCUAAAGCUAUGACCACUAAUGAAAAGUUUAUCCACAAUCAGGUUCUUCAUAUGCUGAGUGAGAAUGUGAAAUUCUGCUUUUUUAUUUGUUCUGUUAACUACAGACCACUAGUCAGUACAGCAAUAUCAAGAGGUGUUUCAAAAUACUGUGUACUUAGAAAAGGGGAGGGGGAGGCCACAUAGCACCAGAGUUCAGAUUCCAGGGUCGCAGUUAGAGGCAACUUUGGUUUCUUCUCUGAUGGGUUGCCUUCUGCCCCCUGGGUGGUUAGGUGUUUCUGGAGUCAGAUGCAUGCAGUGUGUCUUUUACACAACCACCCGUGACUGGUGGCUCCUCCUGUGAAUGUGUGGUACUGUUGCACUGCCCAUGAAGUACAGGGAGGGGCGACAGGGUGCUUCGUGGAUGUAGAUGAGAAGGAAUACAGUCCACUAACUAUGCAAGGACAGUUCUUUCUUGGAAGAAGAGUAAAAGUGCUAAGUGUGUGUGGGUGACUAGCGUGGGUGCGCUAGGCUCAGUCCCCAGUACAGAAGGGAAAAGGUAGGAAGGGCAUGUAGUGUGCCUAGUCUGGUGGGUUAGUGAUGAACCAGAGGGAGAAGGCUGGCAGGGCAGGUCUUACAGUCAGCUUACAAGCUGGUGGCUCUUUGUCAGCAUGUUUAAAGCGGUUAUAUUUCCAGUGAAGUUGUUGGCCUUCAGAAAACCAUGAACUUACCUCUCAGAAUUCCUUUCAGCACCUGGCAGUGGCACAUGCCUUUAAUCCUGGCACUUAGGAGGCAAGGCAGGUUGGUCUAUGUGAGUUUGAGGCCAACCUGGUCUACAGAGUGAGUUCCAAGAUAGCUAGGGCUACACAGAGAAACCCUGUCUCAAAAAAAAAAAAAAAAACCCACAAAAAAAAACAGGAGACUUUUCAGAAAUCAAACUAAACUAACCAGCCAGCCAGAGCUUAAAUUUGUUGAAGGAGGUUCUUGAAGUCUGAAGGCAUUUUAGACAGGAGACUGAGAAGUACUGAAGAAUGGCCUAUACAGAGUUUAGAGCACUAGCCGUAGCGUACAAGACUGCGUUCAGUUCUCAGCACCAAGAAAUAAAGGUGUCAGUCAGAGUAGGAUUAUCAAGCUCUUGCUCCUGACCGAGCACUUGUCCCGACCAACACCAGUGCACAACACGUAGCUGCUGAGCCUUGUGGCUGAACCCUUCCUCUCCCCCAUCCUCUCCAUCACUGGCACUUGGUCUGCUUCUUGAAAGCCUGGACUUAAGUCCUACAGAUCCUUCUCUGUGUCAGCUUCUCUUUUGUCAGAGUGUCCUCUGUGCUUCUGGCUGCCUCCGUUCCCCUCGCAAGGCUCGUGGUCUUUCAUGUUUCUUUUGAUUUCUCCCUGGCUGGCCAAGCCUGCUCUCCUAGGAUUGUGUGGCCACCUUCACUUAGUUCUUUGGCUUCCAUGAACCCUAAGUCCAUGCCAGAGAUGGUGAUGCUGGCCCGGGCUAGCUCCAGCUCUUCUCACCACUCUGCCGUGCUGGGCUUGCUUACUCCAGUCCUUGGUUCUCUGAUGUAAAUUAUUUCCUUCAUGACCAUUCUAACUGCCUGUGUCACGUUAGUCUUUCUUUUCCCUGGGCCAAUAGCAAGUUUACUGUCCUCUGAGGCCUCUGUCCAGCUCUGGUGUCGCUUAUUGACACCCGACUUCCUUUUAUCCCGCCGCUAUUAAUGAGUGACAGCUGGUCUUAGUUCUGCUUCAACUUAACAUUAAAUUUUGGGUCUCUCUACUUUCUUCUCGGUUCCCUUCAGCUGGAGCUGCUAUUCUAACUUAGCACUUCCCCCAUGUGUGGUUUCACGCAGGGUGGCUCAGGCAGGUUCAUUUAUUAGAGAGCCUUACAGUGUGAGGGUCUUCACGGUGAUGUGUCUGAAGGUGUUGUUUGGGUAUCUUGUGUGUCUCUUCAGUGAAAAUAGAGGGAAUGAACCAGUAGUUCUCAUGCAACGUUGAUACACAUUCCACGCGAGUGUCAAGAUGACCGUGCUAAAUCUGGUGAGCCUGACACUCCUCCCUGUUCUCAAGGUGCAUCCCACUGUUAACAGCUGAUGGGGAAGGCAUCUCGGCUAUAUACGAACUUUCUCGAGUACCAGCCGUGUGACUGGUGGGUCCUGAGAGAUGAGACGCACAAAGACAUCUUAAAAAUACUAAACAGAAAAAAAAAAGAAAAACAAAAAACUAGUCCAGGUAUGAUGGUGCCUGCCUUUAACCCCAGCACUUGGGAGGUAGAGGUGGGCAGAUCUCUUGAGAGAUCUGGUCUAUGUAGUGAGAUCCUGUCUAAAAAGGAAGUGCAGAUUCGAUCAUCAUUUUGCUCAGAAUUAUGUUUUUAAAAGGUAGCAUACUCUACUUACAAAAAUAUUGCCAUUUCAGAUAACAAAGACACGUCAUAGAAUCAAGGCGACUAACAAAAGAAUUUCAUUCUAAACUUGAUAAUCCCAGCGACUUGGGAGGCUGAGGCAGGAGCGUCGUGACUAGUAGACCUGCUUGAGCUGCAGAAUGAAUUUCAAGACCAGCCUGGGCAAUGAAAUGAGACUGUUCAAAGAGCCAGGGAUGGAGCUCAGACGUAGAGAGCUUGUUCAGGAUGUGUGUGGCCCUGGGCUCCAUCCCCGUCCCCCAACACACAUGUGCUGCUGGGCUGCUGACUUUGCGGGUCAUGGUCACAAAAGACACAUGAGGCUUCAAAGACCUUCCCUCCUCCCGUUCCCACUGAUAAUAAGAGUUUGGGUUUCCAAUAAUCACACACACACACACACACACACACACACACACACACACACACACAAAACACGGUCCAGCCAGUUGACUGUUCUGUCAGCUGAGGCCGUUGAACCUAGAUCUCUAUCCAAGCUCUGCUCUUCGAAGUCACGCUGUUGAUGUGCCUCGCAGAAAGGCCACUCAUCUUGAGGCUGCAAGCUUGGAGAAUGUGGCUUUAUCACUAAUGCUUUCGGUCUUCUCUGUGAAAGAAAAACAUGCUCUGGAGAAUUAGAAAAACAGAGGUCUGUAAGAACCAGUAUUUCUAUGUUUUUUUACCAAACACUUAGAACAGUGUUAAAUUUCAGAUUAACCUUUAAAUGCUAAAUCUAAAGCGACAUAUAACCAAAAUGUGGACGCAGUCUUUGAGCAAGGGUGGUGGGUUUUUUUUCCCCUUUCCAAAAUGUUUGUAAAGUGCUUAUAUUUUAUAAUGAAAGCAAUAAAUAUGAAUGUUGAAUUUA